UUUCCAGUGUGACGGAACAGUUCCUAGGCUUGAUAGGUUCUGGACGUUCCUCUUGACAAACGUACACGGCUCCGUCAUCCUGUUUGGUGACGUUGAGGUCAUAGGUCAACUUGGUUCCAUCCGCCAUGUUGUUGUCCACUGCCAGGAGGGAGCCAUUGCUGAGCUGCUGGUACCAUUGUAGUGAUGAUGGAGGGCGGCCGGAGGUGGAGUUGCAGGAUAACGACGCCUUCGUCCCCGCUACAAGGUCGUCUGAGGACACCGAGCAUUCCGGGGGACUGGGGUUCUCUGCUUACGUACUGAGAGUGACUUGGUCUGAGGGGAGUGAACACGUGAUCUACCGGCGCUUUUCCGUUGUCCAUGAUUUCCACAAUGAGUUGGAAGAAAUGUUCCCAUUGGAGGCAGGUGUCAUCGAUGAGAAGGAACGUAUCCUUCCUCGUCUUCCCGGAAGAAUCCUCCUAGGUAGGACGCGGACACAGAAAAUCGCGGAGAAACGUCUUCUUCACGUCGGCAAAUUCUGCAGGGAACUGAUCGCCUUGCCACCGAGGAUAUCAAGAUGUAAAUUUGUGCUGCGCUUCUUUGAAGCCAAACGAGAAGACAUCAAUCCGCCGUCAGAGGAAGCACUGAAAAAGCCGGCUCUGAACCUGGCCCGCCUAUCGAAGUGCCAAUCGAAGCAGCCGGAGAUAGUGGCUGAAACCCCCGAGACGGCAGAACCUCCCACACCCAUCGAGGUGUCCAGCCCGCUGGCACUGGAACCCUACCGGACCAUAGCCGCCUACGAGCGCCGCGGGGAGAACGAGAUCAGCUUCGAGUCGGGCCUGCAAGUAGAUGUGAUGGAGAAGACUCGGAACGGUUGGUGGUUUAUUUGUAUCGAUGACGAUCAGGGCUGGGCGCCUGCGUCAUACCUGGAACCGCUCACUCUGUCCGUGGGGACCGAACAAGAGGGGAAGGCGGGAAACGGUAAGAAGUAUAUAGCGACCCAUGAGUAUCGUGCACAAGAGGAGGAUGAACUAGAUCUGGAGAAAGGCACGGUGGUGGAGCUGCUCACGGAGUAUCAGGAUGGGUGGUGGCUUGUCAGGUACAACGGAAAGGAGGGCUAUACGCCGUGCGUGUUCCUGACGCCCCUAGCGGAUCCCAUCAUUAAUGUAAAGGUGUGGAAGAACCCGAACCGGCUGUCCGUGGCGCAGGGGGAGAAACAGGCUCUGCUGUCGGAGACGCCAAACCUGUCAUCCGGGACUCCCACACAGCCGAUACGGUCAACCCUCUACGGUCUGGAAGGAUUACGUCAUCAGCUGAGCGUUCUUACCCAGAAUUCCACGGAGAACAACAGCACGACGGAAGAGGAACAGCCGAAUUCGAACACCGACCCUUCCGACGACUCGUUCGAAAGCGACUGGGGGGACGACUUCGACGCCACGGACUCAGAGUCUGCCGAGCCGGAGCAGUACCGCGCUAUCGCCGCCUACCAGUCCAUGGACGACACGGAGAUCAGCCUGGAGGCCGGCGACACGGUAGACGUCAUCAAGAAAAACGAAAACGGUUGGUGGUAUGUGACGUGUAAGGGUCAAUCUGGCUGGGCUCCGGCCUCUUACCUGGAACCAGUGGACCACUGCCCGGAAAAGGACGAAAUAGCCCUAGGAGAAGGCGAGCGGUACAUCAGCAAGUUUGACUACCACGCAGAGAACGAAGACGAGGUGGAUUUCGAGCGGGGGGAGACCCUGGUGGUGCUAAGGAAGUAUCUGGACGGCUGGUGGCUCGUCAAGUUUAAUGACAAAGAAGGAUUCGCGCCAUCCACCUACCUGGCGAAAGAGGACGUCGGGCAGAGUCUGGAGUAUCCUUACGGUGGACCUGCGGAGGGAACAAAUGCCCAGACGAGUGACGAGGAAACACAGAUAGCAGAUAAAGCCCCGCCUCCCAGACGGUGCACCAUUUCCGUGGCUGACUCCAUGUACCCAUCGUUCCGCCGCGUGGCAAUGGAGAGGGUGAAGAGUGAGGAAUGCGGGAGCCCGUCGCCAGAAGAUGACGCAGCAGUCUCAUGUUUAGGUGACAACUGGCAGUUGAAGAGCCGAGAUCCCCGGGACGUCCUGAUGCGCAACCUGCCUCCCCCUCCGACAGAGAGUGGUAGCAUCCAUGGCGCAAAGCAAACCUUGAAGAGAAUGACAUCAGCUGAAGAAGAAGCGAGAAGAAGGAACCUAGAGACGGAAACGUACCGAGCUGUCGGUGCUUACGAGAAAACGUGCGAGAAGGAAGUCAGCUUCACUGCAGGGGCGACCGUGCACGUCAUACACAAGAAUGAAAACGGGUGGUGGUACGUGUGGAUAGGUAAAGACGAGGGCUGGGCGCCAGGGUCCUACCUGGAGCCGAUCGACCACGAUCCGCAGAGGGACACGGUCUUCAUGGAGGGUCGGUCCUCCGCCUACAUCACCACGCAUGCGUACAGCCCGCAGAUGGAGGAUGAGCUGCAGUUCGACAAGGGUCAAAGGGUAGAGGUCAUCAUGAAGAACUUGGAUGGCUGGUGGCUAGUCAGUAUCGCUGAGAAGCAAGGCUUUGCUCCGGCUACCUACUUAAAGAAGGUGAACAAGGUGUCCCGUCGGUACAAGAAGGACCUAAGACACCCCAGAAGUCGGCCCGGCAGUACCUCCAGCAGUAGUCAGGAGGAGGAGAUGAAGGCCCUGGGGUUACACGACAUCAGCUUCAUCCUGCCGGAGCAGCUGGAAAACGCAGCGCCGCCGAGAAGGUGUUCCAUCAUGGAGAUUGGCAGUCGUCUGAAGAAGUCGUCCAACCGCCGAUCCGGGGUCAGAUCCCUCUACAUACAGGACCCCAUCCCGGAGGAUCCGUGAUCGGGAUCUCAUGCAACACUAGAUCCCUGUCGAUAUAUGAUCAUAAUCACAUCACGCUCGAUAGUAGAUCUCUAUCGAUAUGUGAUCAUAAUCAAAUCUCACUCAAUACUAGAUCCCUGUGAAAUAUGAUCAAAAUCAAAUCUCAUUCAACACCAGAUCCCUGUUGGUACGUGAUUUUAAUCAUAUCUUACUAAAUUGUAGACCCCAGAGGAUCCACGAUCUCAAUCACACAAUCCUCGAUCCCUGUUAAAACGUAAUCUUGAUUAAAAAAACACUCGACGGUAGAUACCACUAAAUAUGUGAUCAUGACCAACUCUCAUUCAAUAGUAGAUCCCUGUACGUGAUCUAGAUCAAAUCUUACUCUAUACUAGACCCAGAGGACCAAUGAUCUUUGUUAAGUCUCACCCAAUCCUGGAUCCCUGUCAAAACGUAAUCAUGAUCAACACUAGAUCCCGGUCUAUGGGUGAUCAUGAUCAAAUCACACUCGAUAGUAACGUUAGAUUCCACUCAAUAGGUGAUCACGACAAAAAACUACUCAAUACUAACAAAUCCCACACAGAACAACGAUACACUUCUAUAGGCUAAAGUAAACGAAAUAUCUUUGCAGACAACUUGUGGGUAGUUCGAGUUUAUCAACAUGGCAUUGUAUAGAACAUACGCACAAGACUGGCGAUACAAUUAAAAGAGUUUGAAGCAGAAAAUCCUGACCGAGCUUACUGCCACAUGUACAUGUAGUGAUGUACACAAGAAACAGAACCUGAUGUAGUAGGUUGGUAACUCACUUUGUAACUUGUACCGAAUUGAUAGCGUAUAUAUUAAGUGUAACAAAGUUAUAAAGAAGUUUUUACCCCUACAAAAUUGUUGAAAUAAGCACGUUCAUCGUUCCGAGUACGCAUGAGCAGCGACUGGAAUUGUGGGUAAUAGUAUAAACGAUUUGCAUGAUAAUGUCUAAAUGUGUUUAGUUUAUCCUUUUGUCUCAGUGGCCUUCACCUUUGACAUAUUACCCAUAAUACAUGUCGCUGCGCAUGUGCACUCAAAAUUGUGGACGAGCUUAUUGUCAUCUUACUGUAACGUUAGCAGGGCUGUAAAAGUUUUGUAACCCCUACAAAAGUGUUGAAAUGCAAGCACUCGUAGCAAAGUGAUUCAACAAACAGUUGGGGAAAACUAGUCAGUCUGUAAAAAGAAACUCAAGAAAAUUUAACCCCUACAGAAUUGUGAACGAGUACUUCAUCAUGCCCUCCACAGUAAUUCCUAAGUAAAAAGUUUGGAACCAUGCGUUCGAACAUGGCAGGUGUAAGACGUCGCGAUUUACUGUGCUGACAUCAUAACUAAGUGUGUACUCUGUAAAUAUGCCCACGGUAUGGAAACGUGGCUUUGGCCGUGUAUGUUACAUCAGUUUUGAAAGGACCCCUAUUUGCAGAUGAAUUAUGGCUUAGGGCGUGCCUCACAAGCCAUGUAGAGGGAUACAGUUCACAACGGGGUCAUAUUUGCUCGGAGGAUGUUCCCGUCUGGUGAAAGUCUUUAACUGUUCUGACGUCAAAGCGGGUAUCUCAUAUUCUCCAAGCAGAGGUUGAGUCGCGGAGAUAUAGUAGAACUACUAUAUCUCCGCGGCUCAACCUCUGCUUGGUGAAUAGGUAUCUCAUCGGAAUGCGCCAAACUGCGCUAGGAAACUGUGCCAACUUUGCGAAAUUGUGACAAUUUUCUCCUGUGGUCACACUGACGUAGCCUCUACCAGGCUCCAUAGGUUGCUGCAAAAAUGGUAGAAAUUGGCCAAAUUCAAUGGCCGAGGAAUACCUUAGGUCGCAAACUGUACUUCUUGGCCAUCAAACUCCUCUGGCGGGCGUAUUUUCUGUCUUAUUUGGCCAAUUUUGACUAUUUUUCCGACUACCUGUGGCCGAGUCUGGUAGAUGCUUACACUGACGUGCAACGUGUUCGCGUAUAAAUCCCAGAUAAGCCCAACAAAACGGCUGCACCCAGAUGUCACAUCUGCAGAUAGAUAACUUUGAUGGGAUUCACAAUGUUUCCACUACAUCAAAAAUCCAAUGUACAAUGAUUUAAAAAAAAAUCAAUUAGCAAAUACAUUUUGAAAUCAAAAUCGAAAUUUCAGGCGGCGAAUUGCGCAGAUAAUUACCAUGAGCCACUUUGCGAAUACCUGGCUCAGUCUGGCGCAGUUUUGAGAUACCUGCAGUUUUGAUAUACAGUCUCUACUAGACAUCCAUGUACAAAUGUGUAUAUCGAGUUCUCUUUGGGGUUGUGUGCAAUAAUCUUCUGAAACGUUCUUAGGCUGUUAUAAAUAUUGUAUACAGGUACAGGAUAUCUAUCUGGAAAUAAAACCGGACUGAAGACAAUACGAAUACUCGUGACAAACAUUUUUUACACAAUCUUUUGGGUUACAGACGAGCAACAAGUGCAACCACGUCAACAACCAUAUCGGACGCAUUUAAUGAUUUUGUCAUAAAAUGUACAUGUAGGCCAUGUUUGUAACCAAAGCAGACGUCAACAAAAGAAAAGCCGCAGGGGACGGUGUCAGCUGUCAGUCUAUCUUCGUUUUAUCUGGAUCAUCCCGAAAGAUAAGCUUCUAUUCCUUGACGACAUAAGAGCGAGAGCGGCAAAUAAUCGGUUUAGAAAUAAGCGAUAAUUCUGUUACAGAUAGUAAAAACAGUUUUACAAGACAAGCUAUACAGCUAAACGGUGACGACACGAACGAGGCUUGUAACUGUUUUGAACAACAAGAGCACCACACCUACCAUCGCUAUGAAAACAUUUCUUUUCAAGCCACCUGUAAGACUGUUGACACGAUCCCCUCCCGUUCCAAUGAGCGCUUCUGUACGGAUGAGAAGAUUCUCUAAUCGACAGUGACACAGUCGGGUGGUCGGGGCAAAGGUGCUCACCUGAGGGACACCGUUUACAAGAUGUCUUUUAGGGCGACGUGUAACUCGCUGUCCACUGCAGGAAUAGUGGCUCUGUUUCUUAUGAACGUCGCGAUGAGUUACAUGGUGUGGGUGGACCGUUAUACGUUCGUUAGGCAAGACGCCCGCGGCAACCGACAACUCGGCGGCUUUCAACAUACAACCCAAAGUACCGAUGUGCUGGAAGACAUGGUCAUGACGACACCAACACGCUCCGGUAGUCUGCGCAACAUCAGCGCUGGUCAGGCAAUUUUCCUGACUGGAAAACAGUCCUUAGUAAACAACAUAAACACC
Messenger RNA from Branchiostoma floridae (Florida lancelet), 6040 nucleotides. RefSeq names its product SH3 and PX domain-containing protein 2A-like. Gene Ontology annotation, molecular function: phosphatidylinositol binding; protein binding; superoxide-generating NADPH oxidase activator activity. The transcript has 22 exons. Bases 126 to 2837 code for a protein of 903 amino acids. The record is from RefSeq and is a predicted model, not a curated record. Gene Ontology annotation, biological process: superoxide anion generation. Lineage: Eukaryota; Metazoa; Chordata; Leptocardii; Amphioxiformes; Branchiostomatidae.